CUUCCGCUUUGCAUCCCUUUUGGCCCCCGCGACUCGCCAUCGUCCGUGCGGAGGCGUCCGCUAGUUGAAGUGAUGGCGACUGGAACGCCCGAUUCUCAAGCACGGUUUGGUCAGUCCGUGAAGGGGCUUCUCACGGAGAAGGUGAACACCUGUGGUACUGACGUGAUCGCGCUCACCAAGCAGGUGCUGAAGGGCUCCCGGAGCUCCGAGCUGCUAGGUCAGGCAGCUCGAAACAUGGUACUACAGGAAGAUGCCAUCUUGCACUCAGAAGAUAGUUUAAGGAAAAUGGCAAUAAUAACAACACAUCUUCAGUACCAGCAAGAAGCUAUUCAGAAGAAUGUUGAACAGUCAUCAGAUCUACAAGACCAGUUGAAUCAUCUGUUGAAAUAAAAUGGCAUAUAAGAGCACAAUAGCACUUCUUUGCCUAAUGCUGAGGAGGAAAUAUCUUACACAACCAUAAUGCUGUGGGUUUAGUUUUCUAUUUUCUUCUCUAAAAGUUAAGUUAUCAAAGAUUUGUGUUGAUGUACAGUUUCUCCUGAAAAGAAGCUAGGUGGGGGCUGAAUUUUGGAAACACUUCUUGAAUUGGACUAACCCAUCCUCUUACUGAAUUUCUUAAGUUGCUCUGUCUAAUUGUUUAAACUAAAAGACAUCUUAGUUUUUCCUAUAGAAUUUUUUUUAGACAGGAUCUUGCUGUGUUGUCUAGGCUGAUCUGGAACUCCUGGCCUCAACCUCCCUAGUAGCUGGGAUUAUAGGUGCCAGCCACUGUGCCCAGUUUUAGAACUUUUAAUGUGUCAAAAGCCAUAUUUUCUAAAUUGCAAUACUUAAGCAAAUACUGAGUAUCAAACAUGGAGCUAUUGUGAACAUAUGAGAAUGAUUAAUAUUCUUUUUAAAGACUAUUAAAAUUUUAAUCAUUCAUUCAGGAAAUAUUUUAAUUUGAUGGUCACCAAAUGGUUGUUUUCUUUUCUAGUAACUCAGAGGAGAUACUUAUUUUAUUUGUUGUAGCAAAUUCCUAAAUGAAAAUUAGGCAAGUGGUAUCAUAUCUGGCCAGCUGCAGCCUCUUGCCUUGACCUGCAUUCCUAGGGUUUCUUUAUUGUUGUUAUUCUUGAUUAAGUGACCUUGGGUUCAUUUUGUACUUUUACUAAUCAUCAGCAAAUUCAUUUGUAUGAUGUUACUGCCAAAUGUGAAGGCAAUUGAUCGAUUAUGAGUUAUGAGUGAUUGUGGCAUGGGAUUGUGCAAUGGUGAAAUCCUUAACAUUUGGAUUUGUUUAUGCUUGUUGAAUUCAUCUUGUUAAAUGAUAUUACCAUGAGUCUGUUGUCAAAGCUGAAUAUCUUUGUUUGAAUUUAAAAUGGAACUCUAUCUCGUUCUAGUUCAGGUCUUCACUUAGUCAGGGAAUUGAGAGAAAGCUAACAUAAGAAAAUAGUGUUUUCACUGAAAG
Lemur catta (Ring-tailed lemur) is the source of this 1435-nucleotide messenger RNA. It is a transcript of the gene BORCS7, whose product is annotated as BLOC-1 related complex subunit 7. The record is from RefSeq and is a predicted model, not a curated record. The transcript is spliced from 5 exons. Bases 73 to 390 code for a protein of 105 amino acids. Lineage: Eukaryota; Metazoa; Chordata; Mammalia; Primates; Lemuridae. Gene Ontology annotation, cellular component: BORC complex.